This is a messenger RNA of Cuscuta epithymum, 433 nucleotides long. Lineage: Eukaryota; Viridiplantae; Streptophyta; Magnoliopsida; Solanales; Convolvulaceae. The record is from the annotation of a GenBank genome assembly.
CGAUGCCACAUUUGGUACUACAUGUGCUGCCGAAACUGCCAUACAUGAUCAUGCAGGAGACAAUACAGCCGCGGCUACUUCGGCCGAGCUACCAGUACUGGGCCGCGGCAUGCGUUCAAAACGGCCUUCAGUUCUUCUUCAGGAUUUUGUUACAAAUCAUGUUCACGAAUUAAGCCCAUCCUCGUCAUCACCCGACUCAUCUGGUUUCUCAGGUAGGGAACCAAGGUCAUUCCGAGAAGCUAUGGAUGAUGAAAAAUGGCUUGAGGCCAUGCAGCAAGAGAUCACGGCUCUUGAAAAUAAUAUUACGUGAGAGAUGGCGAGAUUACCUGAUGACAAGAAAGCUCUUGGCUCUAAAUGGGUCUAUAAGAUCAAAUAUAAUUCCGAUGGCUCCAUCGAGCGAUACAAAGCCUGACUUGUGGUGUUCAGUAAUCAC